CCUCCCGUCAUUUUUGUUUAUUGUAUUGUAUUGCACUGUUUGCGUAUCCGAAGAUUGUUUUAAUUGUUGUAAUAAUAUAGUGUAUUAAGAACAGUUGAUAUUAAAAUGCCUACAAACAAUUCCAUGCCAAGUAUUGCUUUAGAAAACGGAUUGGAUUUGAGACAACUUUGUACAACGGGUUCAAUACUUCACAUAAAUGAGGAUUUGGAAGAGGGUCACGGGUUAGAGACAGAGAGAGAAGAUGUUCGGAUUUUUCACCACAUUGGGAAGCCAGUAAAGUGCUUAAAAACCUUAGAGCAGCAAUUGACACCAGUGGAUCCGGAUGGUUGCGUCAAAAAGAAGAUUCUGGAGCAAGGCGGUGGUUUCCCACUCCACGAGGGUUGCACGGUUCACAUAGCUUAUACUGGAUUUUGGGAAGAUGUGGAAGAACCUUUUGAUGUUCGGAAAAUGCACAAGCCUUUGAUAGUGGAUUUAAAGGACAAUGAUUUGUUGCCUGGUCUACAAACCUCUGUCAAGUCUAUGCUGGUUGGGGAAAUGUCAGUCUUUCUCCUAUCCUACAAAGUCAUGUUCGGGGAGUUUGGAGUCCCGCCUCGGAUAAAACCGAAAGCAGACUGUGUGUUCUACAUCAAACUCAUUAAGAGUAUUCUGACUCCGGCUGAAGGGGAUAUAAACUACACCGAGCCAAACAUGUUUCAGCGGGUAUUCAGCCAAGUGACAAAGCUCUACAGUUCUGGCGUAACAUUACACAAGUCCAAAAACACCAUGGCUGCAGUCCACCUCUUCAGAAAAUCAAUAGCCAUGUUGCACAAAUGUCGGUUAGCUGAUGAAGAAGAGGAAAAAAAACAAGAGAAAAUGCUGGUUAAAUUGUAUUUGAACUUAGCUAUUUGUUCUAAUGCUUUGGAACAGCCAUUAAAGGCCUGCAUUGCUUGCAAUGAACUUAACAGACUGGAAAGCCUCUGGAAUAACAGCAAAGCUCUUUUCCAACAUGCCAAAGCCCUACGAAUGAUCGGCCAGUACGAUGCAGCAGAAAAAAGACUGCUCAGAGCACAGAAAUUAUGUCCGGACAAAACUGAGAUUAAAGAAGAAUUAUUAUUACUUGAGAAGACUAGAACUCUGUGUGAUCAGAAUAAACUGUUAGCUAAGAAUUUCGUUCACCCAUCCCUCGAAUUAGUCAGCGAAGAUUUCAAAAAAGAAGUUGAUACAUUAAUAAAGAAUUUUAAGGAGAAUGUUAAUUUGUGCAAACUUACACUCCCGGGUGGUUUGAAUUCUCAAGAAGUCAAAUAUGUCAGAGAGGCUUGUAUAAGAGAAAAUUUGUUUUGCAGUAGAAUAGAGCAGGAUUUGGCAUUAGAUAAAAGUAAUGAAAAAGAAAUUGAGGAAGGUGAAUUAGGAUUGUCAGUUUGCCCGGAUACCAAUUCCAGUGAAUCAUAAUCAGGUAAGUUUUUUGUGUUUGGCGAUUUGUCUCUAUUCUAAUUAUGAAUGUAUUUGUACGAUAUUUUGGAAAACCAUGAUUGAUGCAGUCGGGAAAAGUGUUAUGCAAUGUCAACAAGUUGUUUAUAUUCUUCAAAAUACGAGAGAUUGAUUUUGAUGACGAAUUUCAAAGAUUUGAUUUGAACAAAAUUAUUAAGUUUACUCAUACAUAUUUUGUUAAACUAUUUUCAAGUUUUAUACGUACUAAAAUAAAUAUCUCAAAAUCUUAA
This is a messenger RNA of Leguminivora glycinivorella, 1697 nucleotides long. Its product is annotated as inactive peptidyl-prolyl cis-trans isomerase shutdown-like. The record is from RefSeq and is a predicted model, not a curated record. Lineage: Eukaryota; Metazoa; Arthropoda; Insecta; Lepidoptera; Tortricidae. Gene Ontology annotation, molecular function: peptidyl-prolyl cis-trans isomerase activity; protein binding. The transcript has 4 exons. Bases 106 to 1428 code for a protein of 440 amino acids.